Messenger RNA from Coffea eugenioides, 2216 nucleotides. Its product is annotated as feruloyl CoA ortho-hydroxylase 1-like. The coding region runs from base 901 to 1974 and encodes 357 amino acids. The transcript is spliced from 2 exons. The record is from RefSeq and is a predicted model, not a curated record. Lineage: Eukaryota; Viridiplantae; Streptophyta; Magnoliopsida; Gentianales; Rubiaceae.
UCUAUUCCAGAAGUACACAAGAUAUCUCAAAACUAGGUAGAGACUGUAGUUCUGAAACUUUUUGGUACUCAAAACUUAUUGCAAAGUAUGUAGGAAAAAAUUAGUGGUACACAAAAUGGGAUACUUAAAAAGUGUAUAUAAAAGAUGUAACAUUGACGUUAAUAAUCUAGAAAAGCUAAUGUAUUAGCCCAAGGGGCAUACCAUUUUUGCUUUCAAAAGUAUACAAGAUAUGAAUCUUUGCAAUUAAUGGUAAUAGUUUAAAGUAAGGAGGAUUAUUCAUUCAUCGAUCAAAAUUAGAAGAGUCAUAACAUAUAAUGGAGUCGCAAAAGGCAACAUCCUCUGCAGUAUUAGAACAUGGAUAGAGCAUUCACACCACCAUUGGUUUCGAAGAACUUGAGUACAUCCUUGCAAUAGCCAAUAUGGGAGAAAUUUAUGCAAUAUUUAAUCCUUAAAUGCGGAUUUAAAAUAAAAUUGUUCCUACUUCCUAUUUCUUCCUGGCAACGAUGCUGAACAAAACUAGAUAAUGAAAUGUGCAAAGGCAUGAUUAUGAUUCUAGGAGGCUUGCCAAGAUGUAAUCAAAUGAUUCAAGGCUGUAACAAGACAAAAUUGAAAAGUAACUAAAUCUUGAGAUGAAAGGAGUGGAAUUGUGCAAAUUGGGUAACAUAUGUUGAUUGAAAAUUAACCAAAGCCUAAUUACAAACAACAACUUUUAUGACCCAAAAAAAUCAUAAGAGAUGUUCAUAUUCAGGGUAAAAGAAAAAGGAAAAGUAAUGCUGCAAGAAUGUAAUCAAUUAAGCAUUCCUCAGCCAAAUUUGAACUUGCACGCACCCUUGCUUGGCUAUUCCUGCUUAAAAGCCAGCAGACUGUUUCAUUUUGGGGCUUCUAUAACUAGUUUCUGAAAUGUCAGCAGAAUCUAUUGAAUUUGAACAUACUGAUGUCGUAGACUUUGCAGUAAAGCAAGGAAAUGGGGUCAAUGGCCUAUCAAAAUUAGGCCUAAAAUCCAUCCCUCAUAGAUACAUAUUACCCCCAGAAGAAAGACUUAACCAGAACCAGAUAGUUCUUGAAGAUUCAAUACCAAUCAUUGAUGUAUCCAACUGGGGUGAUCCAGAAGUUGCAGCGUCAAUCUGUGAGGCUGCAGCCAAGUGGGGUUUCUUUCAAAUCAUCAACCACGGCAUCCCACUUGAGGUUCUUGAAGAUGUACUGGAAGCUGGGCACAAGUUCUUUGAGUUACCAAAUGAGGAAAGGAGGAAGUAUUUGAAGGAAAAUUCCCCUACUCCCACUGUGCAGUUGAAGACUGGCUUUAGUCCUUUAGCAGGAAAGGUUUUCGAGUGGAAAGAUUAUCUUGUGCACCAUUAUGUUCCUGAUAAUGUGAGUUCAGACUUGUGGCCUUCUGUGUCCAAAGAUCAAGUGCUGGAAUACAUGAAGUGGGCUAAACCUGUCAUCAAAAAGCUAGUUGAGGUGCUACUACAGGGACUUAAUGUGAAGGAAUUUGGUGGAUCACAAGAAUCUCAACUCAUAGAUCGUACAACUAUCAGCCUCAUUCACUAUCCCAUGUGUCCAAGCCCUGAGCUCGCUUGUGGAGCGCGUCAACAUUCUGAUAUCUCUAGUAUCACUAUCCUCCUCCAAGAUGAUGUAGGUGGCCUCUAUGUGAAAGGAACAACAGCUGAUCAAUGGAUCCAUGUAUCACCAGUCAAAGGGGCACUUGCAGUUAACAUAGGCGACAUACUACAAAUUGCGAGCAAUGAUCGGUAUAAGAGCAUUGAGCAUCAGGUGAUUGUUAACGGAAGGAGAAACAGGGUUUCAGUGCCUAUAUUCGUAAGCCCUGCUGCUGAUACAGUUGUUGGUCCAUUUCCACAAUCCCUGGAGAAUGGAAAGAAACCAAUUUAUAAGCAUGUCAUCUACUCGGAUUACCUCAACUACUUCUUGAGUAAAAGGGAUGACAGAAAGCAGACAAUUGAAUUUGCUAAAAUAUGAUGUUUAUCCAACAAAAUUAAGGUAGUCUCAACUGAACCAGCAGAAAUGGAUUUUAGUGUUAAAAAGCAAGGAUCCUCCCCUUCUCCUUUGUGUCUUUUUGUUAAAAUACAUUUCAGAUAUCAAUGCAAUCGACCAACUUGAUGCCGUAUUUAUUUUUGUUUAUCCGAGCAUCUGUUAUCUGUAAAACCUUAAAAUUGGCUCUUCUUGCCAAAUUUGUGUUCAAGAACUAAUGUUUUUGUACC